UUUCGAAUAACUUUUUGGCGUUUACUUGGACUAAAAAGAAGUUGUAGAAGAAAGAGUUGGAUGCUUCCACCUCGAAGACCAACAAAUUCUGAAAAAAUAAAACGGCGAUUUUCAAAGAAAAAUGAAAUAAAUAAUGAAAAUAGUCAACAAAAAAGUAAUAAUAAUAAUUCUAAUAUGACAGCUAUCGAAAGGGAAUUAAAUCAGCAAAAACAAUUAAAUUCUCAAAAUAAUUCUUUCAAAAUAAAAAUAAAGAAAAAUAUAAAAUUAUUAAAAAAUAAUAAAAAUGAGGAGGUUAAAGAACAACAAAAAUUGCCAAAAAAAGAAAAUUGUAGCAGAGAAUUUACUUAUAGAAAGAGAUCUCGACUUGAAAGUCUCUCUGCUUUAAUUCCACCAUUAGGUAGACGCCAUUCAUCAAAAAAGCCGCAAAUUGUUGUGGAAGAUUUGGCCAACAGUCCGCCAAAUUUUCGUGAAAGAAAUUCAAUUUCUAUUUCGGCAGGAGGGGAAACGACUUUUAGGUAA
This is a messenger RNA of Meloidogyne enterolobii, 519 nucleotides long. NCBI's taxonomy places the organism in Eukaryota, Metazoa, Nematoda, Chromadorea, Rhabditida, Meloidogynidae. The record is from the annotation of a GenBank genome assembly.